GAGGCGGCGUGAGAGAGGACGACCGCAAUAGCGCGGCGUUUCCUGCGCUGAUAACGCCGUCGGCCCGCUCGCGCUCGCCGCCCGUAUACGAUGGUCUCAAAGUGCGCUCUGCCGACCCUCACAACCCCUGGCCGGCGUUCUACGCUAUCGUUGCGCCUCUAUUAAAGGACGACGGCUCCGAACGCCGGCGUGCGCAUCUUCCCUGUACUACGUGGCUCGGCUCCUUUCGGUCGGCGUUAGGCGGCUGGAACACCUGUAUAGCAGCAAGCAGCGCACACCGGCCGGCGCUCGUCGGACGACUGUGACAACACCGACCUUCAACAGCGCUCCGGUCUCUCCCGCAAUCCAGGCCCACCGUUGCCGCCUCACACAGCGAGGACUACAAAGCAAGCCUUCGCUCUCCGCAUCGGCCGGAUCGGAGAAGGAGCCGCGAACCCUUCCUCUCGACAGGCAUUGUUCUCGGAGUGCAAGCGGCGAAACCCCUUGGAGAAAGUGCACGUGACACCUGCGACGCUGUCAGUUCCUUACCUUCGCACAGCGGCGGCAGUGUACGAGUGCGAAGCCGCUUCGCAGGAAAGAAAUAAUGGAGUGCUACGAAGACCCCGAGAAUCCUGGCCAGGUCUACGUCCGCCUCCUCCGUCAAGACCUGCUGGAAGAGCUAGUGCUGUCCAAGAAGCGCGGAAGACUGGUCGUGAUCCUGGUUGGCGAGGAGUUCCUCGUGUACCGGCCGACCAACGGCACCAAGAUGACAUCUCCGCCUAACGUCGACCUGCUGGUCAAGGACAUUUGCAAGGUACUCGGCCGAGACCAUUGGAACGCAGCCGGCAGGAACCACGCGACGAAAGAUUCGUCGGUGCACAUCUUCACGGACAUGGACCUCUACGAACUCUCGGACUUGCUGGCAAAGGAACUGGACGUUAGAGUGUUCUGUCACUUGUUUCAUCGGAUAAGGUGAUGCCGCAUAUUUGCCUGCAGCGCGACGUUUCGUUGCGACCAGUGGUGGAUGCGACGUCACGAUGGGACCAACAUUUCUAUGGACGCUUGCCACCGAAAUGCUGAACGACACAGCAGCCCGAACUUCCAGCGAGCAGCAGUCGAAGGCUGACAAGUCCCACAGCUGUGCUUGCGGCUACGCAGCGAAAUUGUUGCAAGGUUGAGAGAAAACCUAAUUUGUUCGUCACAUCAGCUGUCUGAAUGCUUUUCCGGGCAGCUGUACUUUGGACGAUUGUGUUGUAUCCUCAGCAACGGCAUCGGUCAAUGUGUCAAGGGCAGCCGCCACGUGUUCAACGCAGGGGAAUUUUUUUUUUUUUUAUCGCCUUACUGGGUGGCUUGAUUAUAUAUGUGUAUGCGUGCAUGUUUGCGUGUGCUUCGUGUCCGAAACGGAACGUGAUGCCGUGUUGAUCAUGCCGAAAGAUCGUGAUUUUAAGGGUGGUGGUGCGUGAAAAGAACCUUCGAGGGGUGUAACAGCAUCGCCGCCUUGCUGGGCGUACCUUGCGCUAAGGUGCAGUCGAGUGUGGAAAUACGCGCCGUGUCAACACGUGCGAAACCAUUGCAGUGACCUUCCUGCGAGACAACGCGUCUAGCAGGACAACGUGUCUAGCAAGAACCGCCACGCGUGCAGUUUUCUUUCUUCUUUCUUUUCUUUUUGUUUUUCUUCUUUUUUUUUCGUGUUUUUCUUUUGGUACCGAGCAACUGUUGCAAAUGACGAGGUCGAGAGAAAAACGAGACGCUUUGCCUGUUUUCAUGCGUUGUUUUCUUCUAUUUUUUUUUUUUUUUUGCCUUGUGCCCUGUGCCAAUGGCUUUGGCACAGGACACAGGGUAGUUGUCGAACACAUGGAGAAGGUCUUGCCCUGCACUGGAAUUCCUUGCUGAUAUUUUUUUUUUCAUAUGGUUUUAUUCACAGCUUGUCGUGAUAAUGCACGUCAAUUUUUUUUUUUUAGAGGGCGAUUUAACGAUUGUCUAAUUUUACAUUUUAAACGAUGUUAGCGGAGCGAUAGAGUGACAGUGCCAAAUGAAAGACCGUUUAUAUUGAAACAAACACCGCUCACCACGGGGACCCCCUGAAUGACAAGCAGUAUAUUAUUUAGUCUCAUUUGAAUGCUUGCGCAGACUUAAGAUUCUCCGGGACAUUUUGGAGCUUUCGAAGUAAUCGGAGGUCCAGUCGCAAAGGGAAGCGGUCAGAACAAAGCUUUUGACAACGUGAGCCUGCAGUAAAAAUCGCAUUUGCUAUCGUCUCUCCUGGGGUAUUAUUCGAGUCAAAGUAACCCGAUGCAUUUAUCCUUCUUCGCUCGCACAACAACACAUGCGAGUGCCUAUUAUGGUAUAAGAGUGAUUUGAAGGUUGAUGUUUGCUGUUCACUGUGUUUAAUUGAAUUCGCUCUGAAUUAUGGUUAUGGGCAACGUUAGCAGUCAUACAAAAGAAUCAAACCCUCGAUGCCUAAUACCGUGGUGCACUUUUGUAAAAAAAAAAAAAAAAAAAAAAAAAAGAAAAAAAAACUGUUUUACGAUAUUGAGACGUUUUAGCUGCUGUCCUGCACUGCAUUCGUACUUUGAGUCAUUACACUUCUGCUUCUUCUUCUAGUACUUAUUUUUUCUUGCGGAUUUUAGGCUUUUGGUGCACUUGCCAUGGCUGGUUUCAAAACCGACGUUGUAAGAAUCACGCUUUUGCUUCAGUGAACUGGGUCCACACAAAGAAAAAAUGUAAACAUAAUAAUAAUCAUAAAUUGUUGCUUCAGUGCUGCACACGCACACACAAGCACAUCGAAGUUUUAGUCUGUUUAUUUUGUUAAGCACUGACUACCAUGGAUUUCGUACAAGGCAAAUAAAUGAUGAGUUAUACCUC
Molecule: messenger RNA, 2841 nt
Organism: Dermacentor silvarum
Lineage: Eukaryota; Metazoa; Arthropoda; Arachnida; Ixodida; Ixodidae
Exons: 1
Coding region: 584-955 (123 amino acids)
Source: RefSeq, a predicted model, not a curated record